AUGGAUAAAUCAAUUUCAGAAGAACCAUCAUAUCAACCUCAAGUCGAAGAAAGUGGAUCAUAUUCUUAUUCUACAAGUUCAAAAGAAAAGAAAGAAGAGCAAGAAGAAAUUAAUGAAUCUAAAUUAAAACAAAAACAACAUAAUGUUAUACUUUACCCAAGGCUAAAACCAGUACCGUUUAAAGAAUCAGAUUUAAAUUCCACUAUAUUACCUACACUAAAUAAAGAGAUCGAAAUAAAUGGAAUUGAAUUUUUUCAAAGUGAAGAUACUCCAUUAAACAGGCGUGGGUUUAAAUAUAAAUUAUGUCGACCUAAUCCAACUUUUUCAUCAAAUUUAUACUCAACUACCGAAAUUGAACCAUUUAAAAUCACAACCAGUUUAUUUGAUAGAAGUGGUGGUAUAUUAUUCAAUGAAGAUUUGUCUACAAUAACUACAAAACAAGGCUGGAGAAGUACCAGGACAAAUGUAGGUAUCGAUGAAGGUUCAUAUUAUUUUGAAUUUAAAAUUUUACAAGCUAAUGAAAAAUCUCAUGUUAGAAUUGGAAUAGGUAGAAAAGAAGCUAGUUUGGAAGCACCUGUAGGGUUUGAUGGUUAUGGAUAUGGAAUUAGAGAUGUUGAUGGAUAUUUAAUGUCCAUAAGUAGAAGGAAAAAACAAGUAAUUGAAAACGGAUUUGAAACUGGUGAUGUUAUUGGUAUAUUAAUUGAAUUACCAUCAUUAGAAGAACAUAGAAAGAUGGUAAAAGAUUUUGAAGAUGUCAAGAAGGAGGAAUUAAAGCACCAAAAAUUAAAGAAAAGAAAGAUGGCUAAAAAGAAAGUAGAUCUCGAGGAAAACAUCAAAUUUGAUGAAUUUGGAAACAUUGUAAGAGAUCAAAUACCCAUUCGAUAUAAAAAUGCAUUAUAUUAUGAGCAAUACGAAUAUUCCUCAACCAAAACUAUGGAUCAUUUAUUAAAUCCAAUUUCAGUGGUUGGUGAAAAGGCUAUUAUUGAAAUGGACGAUAAAACGAAAAAUAUACCAAUUAUUGAAAAUUCAAAAAUUACAUUUUAUAAAAAUGGUGUUAAACAAGAUGAAUUUACUGAUUUAUAUUCAUUUUUGCCUACUAAUGUUGAAGAUAAUGAAGAUAUAAAUUUGGGUCCAAAUAUUAAACAACAACAAAAUCCAAAUUACAAAAAUACAAACGAUGGUAGUUUAGGUUAUUAUCCAAUGUUAUCAUCUUUUCAAUACGGAUGUGUUAAAUUAAAUCCAGGACCAUAUUUUGAGUACCCAGUUACACAUCCUGUUAAACCUUUAAGUGAUAGAUAUGAUGAAUCAAUAAUUGAAGAAUGGUAUUGGGAUUUAUUAGAUGAAGUAGAAGCUGAAUAUAUGGAUUCAUUUGAUUAA
Insectozyma verbasci is the source of this 1377-nucleotide messenger RNA. The record is from the annotation of a GenBank genome assembly. NCBI's taxonomy places the organism in Eukaryota, Fungi, Ascomycota, Pichiomycetes, Serinales, Debaryomycetaceae.